AUGGCUUCGUCGACACCGUCGGCCAACACAGCGCAACGGGCGCCAGGGCGGCCGCUUGACGACGGAGCGAUACAAAACUCACAAGACUCGACGGCAGAGCCAACAAAAGGGACAGCAGAUAACAGCGCACUCCCCAAUGGCCACAGAACGGUGCCGCGCAUAAUAGACGGCCCCCAACAAGAUGCUGGCGACGACGACGACCCGCCGGCGCCCUUCCCUCCAUAUCGCGAGCCCGACGAGACGGGAGGCCGCGAGGACGUGGAGAGCCAUGGCCACAACCCAUUACAUAUCUCUACACAGGACGAUUCGACGCCGUUAUCGACGGCAGACGAAGGCGCCACACAAUCAGAAAGUACAGCAGGGCCGAUCGCUGCGAUAGCCGCCGAGCCAACACACGAAACCAUAGCAGACCCUCCCUCACCUCCUUUACAAACCUCCGAGCAGACAUCCGAGCAGGCGCCCGAAACGGUACAGGAGGCGGAACCGGAGCCAUUUGUCCAGCCAACACCACUCUCUCCCCUGGCGUCACCUCCCGCACCGCCACCACCGUACUGGACACACAGCCGUGAUGGAUCCCAAGGCAACAACACGAGCUUAGACGUCGGACGGCCUGCAACAGCCGCCGCUUCCACUGGCCGUACGAACGCGGAAACCUCCUUCUUCAGCGCUCCCUUCUUUCGGCGACUCGACACGUCCUCCCGCAGCCAGGGCACGGCGUCGUCAAUAUCCUCGGCGACACAGCGACCGUCCACGAGCAGUACAAACCCAUCCUCCCUUUACAUUGGCAGCAGGGGCACUGCUGCUUCCACUGGCAACGUCCAGACCUCCUACCAAGGCCACCACCGGCGCGACACGUCUUCGUCGACACUCGACGGCAAUGUCAACCUCAUUACGCUCCAGGACAACGAAGCUGCCGAAGACGAUGGCUAUGGGAGCAGCAGCGGGUGGCAAUAUAACGGAGCCACUCCUGCUACCGGGGCUCCAGCGUCUUCUUCGUCCGCUCUGCUCUCUCCCACGGCCUCUGCGCUUCGGCACCCCGGGCCGCCGCCUGGCAAUACCGGCAGCGGCAACACCAGCCCACUCGCUGCUCCGCGCACCACCAACCAUUCCCCCAAGAACAUAAACUACAAUCGCUGCUGGGCACGCCGCGUCGACGUGACGGACCAUGUGGUCAUUGGUGCCGGCAACAGCAGUACCAUGGUGGCCCACCCGCGUCUCGGCGCUUUUGUCGUUUGGACGAUUCGGGUGCAGACGUUGGAGGGCAGCAGCGGCAACCCAUAUUACGCCAACAACGGCAAUGCGCCACGGUCGCCGAACAAUGCGUCGUCGCCUUCGUCGUCGUCCUCCGCCGGCCACUCCUUUUGCAUCUACAAGCGCUACUCCGAGUUUGACGCUCUGCGCCGCCGUCUCCUCGCAAGUUUCCCGCAGGCCCGCGGCGGUGGUGCCUUGCCGCCACUGCCGCCCAAGAGUGUUUUGGGCAAGUUCCGACCAGACUUUUUGGAGAAGCGGCGGCUGGGCCUGCAGUAUUUCCUCAACUGCAUCUUGCUGAACCCCGAGUUUGCGGGUUCACCAGUGCUGAAAGAGUUUCUCUUUUCAUGA
Sporothrix brasiliensis 5110 is the source of this 1599-nucleotide messenger RNA. RefSeq lists its product as uncharacterized. Bases 1 to 1599 code for a protein of 532 amino acids. Gene Ontology annotation, molecular function: phosphatidylinositol-3-phosphate binding. The transcript has a single exon. The record is from RefSeq and is a predicted model, not a curated record. Gene Ontology annotation, biological process: retrograde transport, endosome to Golgi. Lineage: Eukaryota; Fungi; Ascomycota; Sordariomycetes; Ophiostomatales; Ophiostomataceae.